Penicillium canescens is the source of this 1035-nucleotide messenger RNA. Its product is annotated as annexin. Gene Ontology annotation, cellular component: cytoplasm. The coding region runs from base 1 to 1035 and encodes 344 amino acids. The transcript has a single exon. NCBI's taxonomy places the organism in Eukaryota, Fungi, Ascomycota, Eurotiomycetes, Eurotiales, Aspergillaceae. The record is from RefSeq and is a predicted model, not a curated record. Gene Ontology annotation, molecular function: calcium ion binding; calcium-dependent phospholipid binding.
AUGAGCCCCCUAGAAGAAACCAGCAAAGGAUCCGCCUUGCCAGCGUACGAACCAUCGUCAAUUAGCAGAGCGAUGGACGACGCAAAAGCCCUCCGUGAGGCGACAAGCGGCUUUCGCACAGACAAAAAAGCCCUAAUCCGAAUUAUUCCAGCUGUGUCUUUAGAUUCACAGCAAAUGGCAUUGCUUCAACAGACCUAUACGCAGCUGUACCAUCGAGACCUCGAGGAGGACAUUCGCGGACAUAUACCUUCAUUUUUCAAGGAUGCCAUUUUGGGAAUGAUAAAUGGCCCAACUUGGUCUGAUGUUGAGCGUCUGCGACAUCUCUUCUUGGAGGAACGUGAAGACAUGACUAAUUUCGUGUUAUGUCAGAUCAUCUUUUACCGCACCCAAGCCAAGCUUGAAGCACUUAAGGAGAUGUACGCUCAAAAAUGUUCGGAGUCAUUGAUCGAAUGUGUCAAAUGGCUUGUCAAACAUCGCUGUUGGGGGAGUACCGCGCAGCUAACCGGGCAGCUACUCAUUAAGUACCUGGAGACUGUGCGAUGUGAAGAUGGUACCGAUGCACUCGACGCGCAAAGCAUCCGCGUCGACGCACAACUCUUGCACCAAGGAAUCUGGCGAAAAGGCGAAGAGAUGGACUAUGUUUUGGAUAUCCUGGCCAGGUCUUCACGUGAGAGGCUUACCGCCCUGAUGGACGAGUUUGAAGCAAUUUACGCCAUUAGCCUCGUGGAUUACAUAGAAAAGAAAAUCACGGGUGCUCUUCAGCUCACUUUGCGGUGGCUUCUGUCAUGGGCAGAAGAUCCCAUACAGUAUAGCCGGGAUUGUCUCAUCCAACUGUGGCCCAUCAAUAAUCGAGCGAAUAACAUACGCGCCAUCAAUCAUACUAUGGUCUGGGCUCAUUGGAACCGAACUCUGUUCGAGGCUGGAAAGAUGAGGCUGCGUUAUACUAGGUGCAAUUUGAGAAAGGAAUUGGAGAGGGGGCUCUUCGAUGAUUCUUAUCGAGAGCUGAUGUUCAAGAUAUGUGAUGGAAACUAUUGA